UCCAGAUCUAUAUAUUAUCACUAAUUACUGGCUUUCUCUCUCCUCUUCUUCUCCGAUUAUAUUACCCAAUUCAAGAUUCUACCUCCUACCCAGAUUAUCUCUCCCGAUUUUAUCUCUACCCAUCUGAGUUAUUUCUUCUGGGUACGUAUUAAUUAAUUCGGGUUCGGGUUGAUUUUUGUAUUUUCGGACCCUAAUUGAUGGCGUGUUUGGGGCUCCGUUCAACCGGAGGAGUGACAAUCCGGGCGAACCGAGUUGGAGACUGGGUCAAGAUACCAACCCCGAGUCAAGUCCAGGUUGCUUCACAGCCAAUAAGGGCGAAACCAAUGGUGGCGAAGUGCUCUGCUUCGGCGGCGUCAAUAGAGAUGACGAGAGGUUCGCCGGAGAAAUUCGAUCAUUGGAUACAGGAAUCAGUUGGGGAAAUCGUGAAGAAUCUCAAAGAAGCGCCGUUAUUCGUCCACGUGUACGGCGGUGCCGCUAAUACGACGGUAAAGACGGAAACAGCGGUGGCGGAAAAUUGGGGCCACUUGAAAGGUAAAUGGGUAAAAGGGGAGGAGCCGUCACCGGAAGGGAUCAUACUAGUGGAGGAGUUGAAGGAAGAAGACGAUGUUGGGAUUUUGGAGGGGCAAAACGGGGAUUGCACAAAAGCAUGGGGGGUUUUAAUUCAAGGGAAAGGUGAAGAUGGUGGAGUAGCUUGUUAUUUGUUGAAGACGAGUAGAGUUGGGUGUGGUAAUUUGGGGUUAUUUUGUACACAUUAUUGUUUGGUUAGAGUUAAUAGUUUUAGGGAAACGGCUAGAUCACAACUUACUAGUUGUUGGUUGGUAUAGUUAAAUUUGGAUUAUAUCAAUUGUGAUUAUAUUGUAAUUAAUUAAUUAAGUGCGUUUCUUCA
Molecule: messenger RNA, 886 nt
Organism: Spinacia oleracea (spinach)
Lineage: Eukaryota; Viridiplantae; Streptophyta; Magnoliopsida; Caryophyllales; Amaranthaceae
Exons: 1
Coding region: 198-824 (208 amino acids)
Source: RefSeq, a predicted model, not a curated record